This is a messenger RNA of Haliotis rufescens (red abalone), 2354 nucleotides long. Its product is annotated as neuronal acetylcholine receptor subunit alpha-3-like. The coding region runs from base 154 to 1407 and encodes 417 amino acids. Gene Ontology annotation, cellular component: synapse; neuron projection; membrane. Gene Ontology annotation, biological process: chemical synaptic transmission; regulation of membrane potential; signal transduction. Lineage: Eukaryota; Metazoa; Mollusca; Gastropoda; Lepetellida; Haliotidae. The record is from RefSeq and is a predicted model, not a curated record. The transcript has a single exon. Gene Ontology annotation, molecular function: extracellular ligand-gated monoatomic ion channel activity; neurotransmitter receptor activity; transmembrane signaling receptor activity.
GCAGGAAUUUCAAGCUAAUUACAGACCUAGACAUAGACAACAGGGACAGUCAUUUCUCCCGUCGUGAAGACCACACAGCACCAGUGCGCUACUACACACUUAUCAUGAUACAGCUAUUGAACUGAUAAACUUUGGUGAGUGGACCCUGUAAAAAUGAUCCGACACGACAGGAUAGAUUUGGUUGUUAUAUUGCUGGCAGUCACCGGGGUCAGUGACUGUGUUGAUGACUACAGCCUUCAGCAGAAACUCUACAGUGACAUCAUCGAGUCUAACAACCCGAACAUCCGCCCUGUUCGUAACAAAACACAUGUGACCCGAGUCUCCAUCACCUUUAACCUUGUGGCUAUUACAGAGUUUGAUGAAGUCUCAGAGGCUCUAGCUUCCACCGGUUACAUGGAGGUCACAUGGGAUGAUGAAAUCCUGACAUGGAACCCAACUCUAUAUGGCGGUGUGACGGACAUGAGGCCAGCGUUUGAUCAGGUAUGGAAGCCUAGGGUAGCGGUGCAGAACACGGUGGACAAGAUGAAGCCUUUGGGCCUGGAUUUUGGCAUCUUGGUUCUCUUCUUCACUGGAAGCCUGACCUGGUAUCCUGGAGACACAUUCAAGACAAGUUGUAAAAUGGAUGUAACCAAGUUCCCCUUCGACGUUCAGACAUGUUCCUUUAAUGUUUUUGUUUGGGCUGACACCAUCAACACCGUUGAUCUCUUCCCAGUUGACAACUCCAUUGGUCUCGACAUUUACAAUGUGAACAGCGAGUGGGACAUCACCAACACCUCGGCCACUCGACACACAAAAUAUGCAUCUUUCUCCGAGAUCGCCCACAUCACCUACCAUCUCCAGCUGACGAGGAAACCGUCCAUGAAGAUCCUGACUGUCGUGAUGCCUGUCCUGCUUCUUUCCUUCCUCAACGUCGUCGUGUUCCUCAUCCCAGUGCAGUCGGGGGAGAAGCUGUCCUUCUCCAUCACAGUGCUGCUGUCAUUUGCUGUUUUCAUGUCCUUCAUCACCAACAUGCUGCCCCAAAGUGCUGACAGCCUGUCAGUAUUCACCCUUCUCAUGGCUGGGCUGUUCCUCUUGAGCUCUCUCUAUGUGCUGCUUACUAUCUGGGUCAUCAAGGUAUUCCAUAGAGACUCUAGCAAGCGGGCCGUUCCACUCUGGGUGUGUAGACUGCUGUGCGGUCAGAAGGGAUGUUGUGGCAGCAUCAGGAUACACACAACCGGGAGUCAGGAUGUGUCGGACAUAUCUCCUAGUGGGGACAUUGACAUGUCAACGCGAGGAAGUGAAAGGCUGCCCGGAAGUGAGGUGCAAUGGAUAAGAGUGAGUGAAGCCAUGGACAAAUUCUUUUUCUGGUUAUUCCUCCUGCUUGUCGUGUCACUGAUGGCUGUCACUGUGUUCAAGAUAUGUCUGUAAUGAAAUUAGACCAUCACCUGGAGAAUAUGAUCAAUGAUGGAUCAGGUUUCACAUGGAAGUUAUAUGGACAUCUUUAUACUGAAACAAGAAAGGUGAAUAAUGCAAGUGUGAAGUACCUACAAACAGUGACAACAGUAAUGAUACUAUUGUGUUAAAUCUAGGGGUUUCUAAUAUCGCUAAAAAUCAGAAUAUAUGUAAUAAAGCAGAGCUUAUCAUUUGAAUUGUUCUUGUGGGUCAACCUUAGCUUUGGGUUGUGACGCUGGAAGAGGUGUAGGAGUAGGCACUGAGUUGUUUCGGGAUGAAGGUAUGUCCCAAGAUCGAGAAGUGGGUCGCCGAUGUCCCCUUCUUUACUUGAGAGUGAAGCGCACCUGGUGCACUCUUACCGUGCCAUUCCGAACCAGAUGUUAGGGGUCCUCUUCAAACAGAGAAUUUAAAUAUAUUCAUUGUGUUCCAGCCUCAAGUUAUAAAACCAUUGAUUAAGAACAGAACUUGGUAUCAAACUAUGCCCCGUGUAAGGCUAGUAACUUAUUAGGGACAACUUUUCCCAAACCAUGCAUCGGUACUAUCGACUUUGGGCUUGACUCUAAAACCUGGCGACAGGUCGUAGUGGAUUCCAAUGCUAGAAACAAGCGAAGGACCAUUUCUGUUUUUAGGAGAUGUUAUUGUUACAAACGUAGCAAUGGAGUUUCAUUUGUUCACUUGUUCAGCCUCGAUGACAUGAAACAGCAUGUUUAUGCAUCAGUUAGGCAACACAAGAAGAUACUGUCAGUGUUGUUUUUUCGAAUUCAGGCAUAGCAUUUGUCAAACCCCAAACAGUGACAAGUUCGUCCAUUCUUCUGUUGUACUGGAUUCCAAAGUACUGUUUCAUCAAUUAACCAUGAUAAUUAAUACAUUCAAUUAAUGUGUUUCUGUAUACUCACGGGAAAUAUUUGAGUAAAAAGGAAGGA